AAUCAAUAGUUGUAAUUCCAAGUUGAGUUUGAGAUUAGAUCCAAUAAUCGUAUAUUCAAAAGUUGUUACAUUAUUUUCCUAUUAUGAAAAUUUUUUUAUGACAACUGAAAAUUGACAUUUAAAUAUAAACAUAGUGAUCACUAUUACAUAUGGUAGUAAAAAAAAAAAAAAACAAAUGAUGAUGAACCAUAACAUGAAAGUUUAUAAUUAAUCAUUGAAAAGGUCAUAUCAAACUCAACAACUAACUCUUACCACAUGAGAAUCAUGAGUGAAUACACAUUUCAACUAGACCAUUCUACAUUUCCACCAUCUCUCUUUCCCCCCUCCAAAAACACAUCAUUACUUCAUAACCCUCUUUGCCAAUCCCUUUUUCUUUAAUUAGAGAUUGUAUUAAAGAUAAUAAACACCUAUUAACAAAGGAUAAUUAGAUAAGCUUUAUUAUUAAAAAAAAAAAGUUUAAUUAAAAAUAAAAAUAAAAAAUAAAAAACACAAAGAAUGCCUUAAAACUAAUUAAAAGCACUAAAUUGCACGGCCGUUACAUUUGGCGCGGGACCCUUGAAUUCUCUCUCCAACAAACGCGCUUUCUCCAAGUCAUACCUGCUUUGCUUUGCUGCUUCUCUUCUCUUCAUUCCUAUUUUCCUUUCUUUUUCAUCAUUUUACAACGCACCAAAAUUAUAUAUUCCUUUUCUUAAAAUUGGUAAAAACCCCUUAAAAAUCCACUAAUUAAAUAAAAUAUAAUUAAUUAAUCCUUGAUUUUUCAGAAGAACGUUCAAACCCCUUUUGAAUAUUUCCUCCAUUUUUCAUCUUCUUCUGGGUUGGAGAAAUUUUUUCUUCAAGGCCACAAAUCCACAAUGGUAUGUAUAACGGGUUUGGUGUGGGUAUUUUGUGUUGCGUAAUCAGAGUCGUGCCUUUCACCUACUUCUCUUUCCAAUAAAGUAUGGCUGAGGAAAAUGAUGAUAAGGCUUCACUUGAAGAUAUGGAGGUGGAGAGUGGUGAUACAAUGACGAAUAUUGAAUCAUUGGCCAAGGAAGUUAGUGAUAGCAGCAUUGACCAGGGGAAAAUGGAAUCUGGCUUUACUGAUGAGGAAGAAACUGAUAAAUUGGCUGAUGGAACUACUUCUUCAAUCAAGGAAGAAGAUGAAAAUUUGAGAGGCAAUAUUACAGAGGGUGUUCUUGAAAAGAAAUCCCCAACCGAAGAUACUGAUUUUUCUGUAGGUCAGCUGAGAAAAAAGCCUGACUUAAUUAUUGUUGGUCCAAAUCAUAAAUUUAAUGUCCGUUCCCGCUAUCGUAAUGCUUCAAUUGGUUCCUGCCACGAUAUGUGCAAAUAUGGCCAUAAACAUGAGUCAGAGAAGAAGACUAGCAGACUAAUACAUCGAACAAAUAGAGAAACCCAGCCCUUAAAGAAGACAACUAGUGAAGACUUGGUAAGUUGUGCGCUGGAGAAAGUGGCCAAGGUGAAAGAGCGGAAACGACGCAUAUCCCUUUCAGGUCCCAUACCAGAGAAAGCUAUACUAAUGCGUAUGGAGGACAAUAAUUCUCCUAAGAAAGACAUAGAUCGGUCAACGAUGAAGCGUGUGCAGAGUGAAUUUAAGCCAUUUACGGUUCCAAGUCCUGGAACUUCAAGCAGAAGUAAGACUAAUACUCAAGCUGUCAAGAAACCAGUGACUCAAAGCCCAAAUUUGCAGAAAAGCUUGACCCAAAAGGUCAAAGCAAUCAAGACAUGGAAGGAAGAGAGCAGCUAUAGCAAGGGUGAAAAGGAGGUCAAGACAAAAGAGCCAUUGUGUAGCCCUUUAGAGACAUCACUGAAGAAGAAAACUAUAUAUGGCAAGGGUGAAAAAGAGAUCAAAGCAAUGGAGCCAAUGAGUAAUUCUCCGAAGACACCCCUGAAGAAAUCUCCAAGCCUCAAAGCAAGACUGUACAAAAAUCGCAAGAGUUCUUCUCGCUUCAAAAAUCAGGUUAAUCCUGAAGAAGCCAAAAUUGGUGGACAUGAUGAUAUUUCUGAGAAAACAUUUUGUUUGAUUAACCCAAAUUCAGAUAUAUCUCCUGGUGAAAAUCCACGAUGUACUCCUCAGACCAGCAAAGCUCAAGGGUCUAAAGGUAGCAAAAAAGGAACUGGGUUCAGUCUGCUGUCUUCUUCAUCUCGAGAUUCUUCUCGGCAUCAGGGCGGGGAUCAGCAAGGUUCAGAGACUACAAAGAACAAACUGGUUGAAGUUAAAACAGAAGAUGGUGGAUCAAAAUCUGUAACACCAAGAGCAAAAUCAACUGUGAGUCGCAGGACGAAAGAUUACAAAAAUACCAAACAGACUGACACAUUACGAGAAGAUGGUUGGUCAAAAACUAGCACUUCAAGAGCUAAAUCAACUGUGGACCCUAAUGUGAAACCAAUAAGGAAAGUGAAAAGUACUUUUGAAGAGAAGGAUGCUUCAGCUUGGAAAGUGAAAUUCAAGAGAGGCACUGUGGUUGCCCUUCAGACUGCAAACAGUGCUCCCAGAAAACUUCGGUUUAAGAGAGGGAAAAUUUUGGGUGAGGACCAAAAUGCCAAGGCUGAGAUUAAAAAAUUGAAGAACGAGAAUGAUAUGGGCAGUGAAACACAGGAUGCUGAACCUGGACCAGAAAAAGUUCGUUUGAGACACCAAGAAGCAUCAGAGAAAAAAGACGAUGUAGAUUUGAACAAUGUGAUUGAAGAGACUGCAAGCAAGCUUGUCAAGACUAGGAAAAGUAAGGUCAAAGCUUUGGUGGGUGCUUUUGAAACUGUGAUGUCUCUUCGUGAUCGCAAACGUUUGGUAGAACCUAGUGCCUCCUGACAUGCAAAAAUAUGGUAUGUAUCAUAUAGAUUUCUGGUGUAUAGUUAUAGCUUUAAAGUCGAGUGACAUGGUGUGAAGAUAGCCAUUUGUGUUUUCCUUUGUUCCCCUAUAUUCAUUCAUGGAGAUGUUUGUACUCCAUAUUUGUUUUGACAUACAAUGUUGCUGUAAUUUGCGGGGAUUUUGGAAUUUCUUCCUUGAUUUAUACCAGUGCUCAUUUUGGAGGCUA
Messenger RNA from Chenopodium quinoa (quinoa), 3029 nucleotides. RefSeq lists its product as uncharacterized. The transcript is spliced from 3 exons. Bases 938 to 2803 code for a protein of 621 amino acids. The record is from RefSeq and is a predicted model, not a curated record. NCBI's taxonomy places the organism in Eukaryota, Viridiplantae, Streptophyta, Magnoliopsida, Caryophyllales, Amaranthaceae. Gene Ontology annotation, molecular function: calmodulin binding.